Raphanus sativus (radish) is the source of this 824-nucleotide messenger RNA. RefSeq names its product oleosin-B2. The record is from RefSeq and is a predicted model, not a curated record. Gene Ontology annotation, cellular component: monolayer-surrounded lipid storage body; extracellular region; membrane. NCBI's taxonomy places the organism in Eukaryota, Viridiplantae, Streptophyta, Magnoliopsida, Brassicales, Brassicaceae. Bases 108 to 824 code for a protein of 238 amino acids. Gene Ontology annotation, biological process: lipid storage; sexual reproduction. The transcript is spliced from 2 exons.
GGCAUGCAUACUACACAACUUCAUAAGAUCUGGAGUAUGAUCAGUGGGGAACUCUUUCAAAACGAAUACCAUUCUCAGUCAUCCAAAUUUAACAUUUUUUUCUCGAAAUGUUCUCUUUUCUCAUCCCAUUGUGGGACGCUAAUAAGUUUACUAUUGCUUCCGUGACCUCCAUAGUCUUCUUAGCCUUUGCCGGUCUAACACUCGCCGUUUGGACCGUGGCAUUAGUUGUAUCCGCACCGCUUUUCAUCAUUUUCAGUCCGAUUCUCGUACCCGCGACUAUAGCCACUACCCUCCUAGCCACUGGGUUAACGGCCGGUGCCACGCUCGGACUGACCGCCAUUGGCCUCAUCAUGGGGCUCAUUAAGACUGCGGAAAGAACUCCGUUGGCUCUGUCAGCCCAAAGACCAUUGAAACUGCUAAAGUUUUGGGGUGGAUAUUGGGGAUUCUGGGGAGGGAAAACAUUUUCAGGAUCAUUCGGAGACAUUUUAAAAUGGUUAAGAAAACAACCUUGGUACAAAGGUAUACCAGCAGGCGGAGCUGCACCACCGGCGGCAGGAGCUGCACCACCAGCGGCAGGAGCUGCACCACCACCAGCAGCAGACGCUGCACCACCACCACCACCAGCGGCAGGAGCUGCACCACCACCACCACCAGCGGCAGGAGCUGCACCACCACCGGCAGGAGCUACACCACCACCAGCAGGAGCUGCACCACCAGCGGCAGGAGCUGCACCAGCAACUGCACCACCAGCGGCAGGAGCUGCACCACCGGCGGCAGGAGCUGCACCACCAGCGGCAGCGGCAGGAGCUGCACCCCCAGGGUAA